Messenger RNA from Callorhinus ursinus (northern fur seal), 4666 nucleotides. The record is from RefSeq and is a predicted model, not a curated record. NCBI's taxonomy places the organism in Eukaryota, Metazoa, Chordata, Mammalia, Carnivora, Otariidae.
GCGCCCGCCGGGGCGCCGCCCGGCACCAUGGUGCAGAAGUCGCGCAACGGCGGCGUGUACCCCGGCCCGAGCGGGGAGAAGAAGCUCAAGGUGGGCUUCGUGGGGUUGGACCCCGGAGCGCCCGACUCCACCCGGGACGGCGCCCUGCUCAUCGCCGGCUCCGAGGCCCCCAAGCGCGGCAGCAUCCUGAGCAAACCGCGCGCGGGAGGCGCGGGCUCCGGGAAGCCCCCCAAGCGCAACGCCUUCUACCGCAAGCUGCAGAAUUUCCUGUACAAUGUGCUAGAGCGGCCGCGCGGCUGGGCGUUCAUCUACCACGCCUACGUGUUCCUGCUGGUCUUCUCCUGCCUCGUGCUGUCGGUCUUCUCCACCAUCAAGGAGUACGAGAAGAGCUCGGAGGGAGCGCUCUACAUCUUGGAAAUCGUGACCAUUGUGGUGUUCGGUGUGGAGUACUUUGUGCGGAUCUGGGCGGCAGGCUGCUGCUGUCGGUACCGUGGCUGGCGGGGGCGGCUCAAGUUUGCCCGGAAGCCCUUCUGUGUGAUAGACAUCAUGGUGCUCAUUGCCUCCAUCGCCGUGCUGGCCGCUGGCUCCCAGGGCAACGUCUUCGCCACGUCGGCGCUCCGGAGCCUGCGGUUCCUACAGAUCCUGCGCAUGAUCCGCAUGGACCGGCGUGGUGGCACCUGGAAGCUGCUGGGCUCCGUGGUCUAUGCCCACAGCAAGGAGCUGGUGACUGCCUGGUACAUCGGUUUCCUGUGCCUCAUUCUGGCCUCCUUCCUGGUGUACUUGGCUGAGAAGGGGGAGAAUGACCACUUUGACACCUAUGCUGAUGCCCUCUGGUGGGGCCUGAUCACCCUGACGACCAUUGGUUACGGGGACAAGUACCCCCAGACCUGGAACGGCAGGCUCCUGGCCGCAACGUUCACUCUCAUUGGUGUCUCCUUCUUUGCUCUUCCCGCGGGCAUUUUGGGGUCUGGCUUUGCUCUGAAAGUUCAAGAGCAACAUCGGCAGAAGCACUUUGAGAAGAGACGGAACCCCGCGGCGGGCCUGAUCCAGUCGGCCUGGAGGUUCUAUGCCACCAAUCUGUCCCGCACGGACCUGCACUCCACGUGGCAGUAUUAUGAGCGCACCGUGACCGUGCCCAUGUACAGACUGAUCCCACCCCUGAACCAGCUGGAGCUGCUGCGGAACCUCAAGAGUAAAUCUGGGCUCACCUUCAGGAAGGAGCCUCAGCCGGAGCCCUCUCCAAGGCCGGCGGGAGACUUUAUGUGCAGCCCCCUCAGUGUCGUUGCUCAGAUCCAAGUGCUGCUGGUGGACGCUGAGCCCAGAGCCGCCCUGCGGGUGGGCCCGUGCGUCCUGUCCGCCAGGACUAACUGUGCUCUCCUCAUUUCCAGUAAAGGCAGACCGUGCAGAGAGUCCCUGUGUGGAUGCUGCCCUGGACACUCUAGUCAGAAGGUCAGUUUGAAAGACCGUGUCUUCUCCAGCCCCCGAGGCGUGGCUGCCAAGGGGAAGGGGUCCCCGCAGGCCCAGACCGUCCGGCGGUCACCCAGUGCCGACCAGAGUCUGGAGGACAGUCCGAGCAAGGUGCCCAAGAGCUGGAGCUUCGGGGACCGCAGCCGGGCACGGCAGGCCUUCCGGAUUAAGGGUGCCGCGUCCCGACAGAACUCAGAAGAAGCCAGUCUCCCUGGUGAGGACAUCGCAGAAGACAACAAAAGUUGCACCUGCGAGUUUGUGCCCGAAGACCUGACCCCGGGCCUCAAAGUCAGCAUCCGGGCUGUGUGUGUGAUGCGGUUCCUGGUGUCCAAGCGCAAGUUCAAAGAGAGCCUGCGGCCAUACGACGUGAUGGAUGUGAUUGAGCAGUACUCGGCUGGUCACCUGGACAUGCUGUCCCGCAUCAAAAACCUGCAGUCCAGAGUGGACCAGAUCGUGGGGCGGGGCCCAGCGAUCACCGACAAGGACCGCACCAAGGGCCCGGCUGAGGCAGAGCUGCCCGAGGACCCCAGCAUGAUGGGCCGGCUGGGGAAGGUGGAGAAGCAGGUCUUGUCCAUGGAGAAGAAGCUGGAUUUCCUGGUGAACAUCUAUAUGCAGCGCAUGGGCAUCCCCCCGACGGAGACGGAGGCCUACUUUGGGGCCAAGGAGCCAGAACCAGCGCCGCCAUACCACAGCCCCGAGGACAGCCGGGAGCAUGGAGACAGGAACGGCUGCAUCAUCAAGCUCAUCCGCUCUGCCAGUUCCGGGGGCCAGAAGAACUUCUCGGCGCCUCCGGCCGGGCCCCCAGCCCAGUGCCCACCCUCCACCUCAUGGCAACAGCAAUGCCACGCACGCCAGGGCCACGGCACCUCCCCCGUGGGGGACCACGGCUCGCUGGUGAGGAUCCCGCCCCCGCCCGCCCACGAGCGGUCGCUGUCGGCCUACAGCGGGGGCAAUAGGGCCAGCACGGAGUUCCCGAGGCACGAGGGCGCCCUGCGGGACAGUGACACGUCCAUCUCCAUCCCGUCUGUGGACCACGAGGAGCUGGAGCGUUCCUUCAGCGGCUUCAGCAUCUCCCAGUCCAAGGAGAACCUGGACGCGCUCAACAGCUGCUACGCGGCCGUGGCACCCUGCGCCAAAGUCAGACCCUACAUCGCGGAGGGCGAGUCGGACACGGACUCGGACCUCUGCACCCCGUGCGGGCCCCCGCCGCGCUCUGCCACUGGGGAGGGCCCUUUUGGCGACGUGGGCUGGGCCGGGCCCCGGAAAUGAGGCUGCCCGCCGGCCUCUCCCUGACUCUUGGCCUCUUCCAGGCUGGAGUCCCCUGGUGGUCACGGAUUCAACACAUUAACACAGGAGAGAAGGGGGCGGCAUCCUCUCUUCUGCCGGCCCCCACAUUUGGGGGGUACUCCGUACAGCAGGUGCCCCCCACCUAUGCUGUUUCUGGAUGGAAUCGGCCCUGAGACGUUUCUAGAUGCUUCUUGAAGCCCAGAGGUGUGGACGGCCCCUGGGAGGCCUCUGUAGAAAUGCUGAUGUUUGUAUCUAUUUCAUAUUCCCUGAAUUGUAAAUAAUGUACAGAGCGGAGGGUGCUCGUCCCUGAUGUCACGCUGCAAGACCAGAGUGACAACACAGCGUCCCACCCUCUGAUGUCACGAGCCCUUGAAAUAAACAUGGUGUGCAGAGGGACGGUCUGACAGCCCAUGGAGGGUUUGGGGGCAACCCAGCAGGGUGGCUGAGUCCCGAGCAGCCAGUGGGGCUCCGUGCCCCUGGUGCCCCCCCAGUGCUCACUGGCUCAGAAUCAGACGUGCCCUUCCCUGACCGAUGCCGUCCUGAGUGGUCCUCAGCUGCCUUCUGUGACCCCGGAGUGGAUCUUCAGGCCACCUGCUUGGAUGGACCGAUCCUGGGUGAGGGGCAGGAGGGCUGGGUGGGGCCCAGAAGUAAUGGGCUGCCUGCUUCUAGCACCCAGGGGAGGCUGUGUGCCGUCCCAGGCUCCGCUGGGCCCCUGCCAAGCACUAAGUAGGAGGGACAACCAGGGAGAGCUUCCUGAAGGAGGCGGUGUGGUUGGGACCGGGGGCUUGCUCCUCUCUUCUAUCCAAGAGACCCGGGAAAGCCAGCUGCCCAGGCCAGGACACUGGGUAGCCCCUGGAGCGUGUGCGAGUGGGGGCCAUGGUUCUCUGGAUAUGCCAUCUUGUGGGGGGUCGGGGCUGACAGCAGACCCCAGGAGGAGAUGUUGGAGGGAGAGCGGCUUUAGCAAACAGGGUAGAGAGAGCGAGGAAGACAUGCUCCCUGGCAGGUGAGACCCUCCGUCAACCGCUCAGAGGUAUCCGGGGUGUUGGAGGAGCUGGGUGGGCUUUUGGACAGAUGUGUGCGUGUCCCUGGCUGGCAGAGGACGCCAGGGAGACCCUGGGGAUCACCCAGGUCGGGUGCAGGGGGAGGGGGCCCUGAGGGGGGUGGCCUCAACCCCGGGCCCCCCACACCACACGCCCAACUCUGGCCGGGUUUCAUAAUGUCUUGCCUUAAUGCACGUUGACGGAAAUUCACCGAGGUCGCCCCAGGCCCCCGGCGUCUCCCGGCCCUGCACCGGACCCUGCCUCCUCCUGGUCCGCGGGACCAGCGCCAUGGACGGAUGCAGAGCAGGCAGCGGACCUGGAACUGGCCUUGCGCCCGCCGGGGCUCUAGGCGGGGCUCCAGGCGGCGCGUCCGCCGGGACCCUUCUCACCCCGUCCUGCGCCCACCCUUGCCGUUCGCCGCCCCGCGGACCCCGUCUGCGCUGUUGCCUUGGUCGUCUGCACUUUGUUCAUGCUCCAAAGAAUUCUUCAUGAUGCCUUCCGUACUGACGUACACUUCCAACCACGUGUAUGCGUCCUGCACCAUAGCCGCCGGGCCUUUCUGUUUUCGUGAAUGUGUUACCACCGCACACUUGACCCUCGACUCGCGCAUUGUCCGUUUUCUAGGGAUAGACGCCCAGGGAAUGAACUCUAGUUUUGUACGGACCAGCCGAGAUGAUAACUUGUUCAACUCACUGUCCGGUUCACACUUGUCCCCAAGAACAGGGCCCAGCCCGGGUUUGCCCAGCGACUUCAGGGGUGGAAUCUGGCAGCAGGGACGCAUGUGAAAAGUUCCGGAAAUUUCUACUGCCACGGGGACCUGUUUGGAAGCCCAGUGGACCUGUGCACUUAGUAAAACACAGUGAUUCAACCUG